This is a messenger RNA of Pteronotus mesoamericanus, 600 nucleotides long. RefSeq names its product protegrin-2-like. NCBI's taxonomy places the organism in Eukaryota, Metazoa, Chordata, Mammalia, Chiroptera, Mormoopidae. Gene Ontology annotation, molecular function: lipopolysaccharide binding. The transcript is spliced from 7 exons. Gene Ontology annotation, cellular component: extracellular region. The coding region runs from base 1 to 600 and encodes 199 amino acids. The record is from RefSeq and is a predicted model, not a curated record. Gene Ontology annotation, biological process: defense response to Gram-negative bacterium; antimicrobial humoral immune response mediated by antimicrobial peptide; defense response to Gram-positive bacterium.
AUGGAAGCACAGAGGAACCGCGGCUCCUGCGGGCGCUGGUCACUGAUGCUCCUGCUGCUGGGCCUGGCGACGCCGCCAGCCACUGCCCAGGCCCUCAGCUACAACGAGGCCGUGCUCCGAGCCGUGGAGGCCUUCAACCAGCGGUCCUCGGAGGCUAGUCUCUACCGCCUCCUGCAGCUGGACUCGCAGCCGCCCAGUGCAGACGAGGACCCAAACAGCCCGAAGCCUGUGAGCUUCACGGUGAAGGAGACUGUGUGCCCCAGGACGACGCAGCUGCCGCCCGAGCAGUGUGCCUUCCAGGAGAACGGGCUGGUGAAACAGUGUUCGGGGACCGUCACCCUGGACCAGGCCAACGACCCCUUUGACAUCAACUGUGUGAACGUGCAGAAUGUCAGACGUCUCCCAAGAGGCCACCGGCGGGGGAGAGGACGAACGUACCGGGACGUGGGGAAACACUAUGUGCUGGAGGCCAGAGUGGUCAUUCUGUGUCUGGGCCUCCAGGAGCCAAAAAUCCGGACACCUGGGCAUCUCCUGGACUUUGGGACGCCUGUGUGUUCUGUGAAGGAGGGCAAGUUCGAGAAGUGCCCACGUCUGCAGUGA